AUGAGCAGUGCCAUUCUGGAUCGGUUUCGCAGGGGCCAGGUGCAGGUGCUGGUGGCCAGUGACGCCAUGACACGUGGCAUGGACGUGGAGGGCGUGUUCAACGUCGUCAGCUACGAUGCACCUGUCUACCCGAAGACUUUUGUUCAUCGGGCAGGCCGAACUGCCCGGGCGGGCAGGCCGGGGCACUGCUACACGAUUCUGAGGAAGCAGGAGGUGCGGCACUUCAAGGCGGUGCUGGGGAAGGUGGGCUGUGCUGACUGCCCGCAGGGCAAGGCGCCGUCCCACCUCAUGGAGGGGCUCCGAGAGCACUAUGAUGCUGGUGAGUGCAGUGCGGGCAAGGCGCCGUCCCACCUCAUGGAGGGGCUCAGAGAGCACUACGAUGCCGUGAUGGCUGGUGGAGUGAUGCGGUCGGCACCUCCAUCGCUCCAUCCUCAUCCACUCUCUCACACCUCUCUCUCCUCACGCCUUCUUCCUGUUCCGCUUUCCCCCUCCCAAACCUCCUCGCCUGCAGCAUUGGAGCGCCUCAAGGCAGUGGUGGGGGAGGAGGAGCGAAGAGGCAAGUGA
Messenger RNA from Closterium sp. NIES-65, 564 nucleotides. The record is from the annotation of a GenBank genome assembly. NCBI's taxonomy places the organism in Eukaryota, Viridiplantae, Streptophyta, Zygnematophyceae, Desmidiales, Closteriaceae.